AUGUCUUCUGCUACUCUUUCUGACCUCGAGUCUGCUACCAAGGCUUUUGAUACUAUUCUUAAUGACGAUCUCCACGGUGCUUUAACGCAAUUCGAUUCGUCAUCUUCGCCUUUUCAUCUGAUGGGGAAAGGAGUCACAAUUUUUCUCCAGGCGGCGCUAGGGCUUGAAACGAACCUGAUGAGCGCAGCCUCGGAAAGUUUGGAGGCAGCUGAAGCCUGUGCGAGGCAGCAGGGAAAAAUAGCCAAGGCAUCAAGGGCAGGACCAACGGGAACACGCUAUGCAGCAGGUCUCGAAUGGGAUGUGGUUGCAGCAGAUGCAACCCUACUCUUAGGGCUAACAAACGCCUUAUCGGAGUCCUAUAUCGGUUACGCGAAGUGCCUGUAUUCACUUAACAGUGCCCAUUCGCGAUUUACUUCCAUGUAUAAAGUCGUCUUCCCAAACGGAAUUGAUGAUGUUUUCACUCCAACAAUCUCAGAGAAAUCUUCGCAGACGGAUUUGCUGGACGAAGCUACAAAGCAGUUAAGGACCCGAUCGCCGACCCCUCUGUAUUCGCCGAAAUUUACGUCGUCCCAAACCUCAUUAUCACCUCUUUCCGGUAAUCUGUUCAGCCGCUGGAUGGGCGGUUCCAGAUCUAUAACUCCAGUGUCGAGAAGCGACUCGUCUUAUCAGGUCAUCCCUGAGAACCCUGUCGAACAUCUAAUUUAUUCUGGUGUCGCAUUCGGUUAUGGUCUAUUUAAUCUAGUCCUUUCCUUGCUUCCCCCUAGGAUUAGAAACGUCGUCGGCGUCUUUGGAUUUACAUCAGACAGAAAGUUGGGUCUGCGGGCACUGACUGUCGCCACAAGAGGAGAUGACACCCAUUCUCAAUUCGCCGCGGUACGACUGGAAUUCAAGAUUACCCUCAUGACAUAUUACGGCAGUGUCCUGUUGCUUUCAGGAUAUCAAGCAGACGAGCAGCAAAUAAUGAGCCAGUACGAUGCGCUUCUCAAAAAAGUGGAGACGAAAUACCCAGAUGGAUCACUGUGGUUACUAAAUAGACGGUAUACUGGCGACAACGCCGCAGCUAUCGCCACUCUUCAACGUGGAAUCGGUCCAGAGAGAAGGAAUCAUUUCAAACAGGCUGACACUAUACUGGUCUUCGAAUUAGCUUGGAUUUUGUUAGCGGAAAGACGAUAUGAAGAAUCCGCUGAGAUGUUCCUUCGCCUCGUGACACUCAAUAACUGGAGUUACGCCACCUACACCUACUUAGCUGCAGGCUGCUAUCUUAGCUUGAAUACACCCGAAGGGCAUCAGAAGGCCCAGGAGCAGCUCGACAAACUCCCGGGAUUUCUGGUGGGCAAAAAAAUUGGAGGGAAGGACCUUCCUACUGAAGUCUUCAUCCGCAAAAGGAUCGCCUCCUACAAACGAAAACAAGUAUCUCUUGGUGGGGAUGAGGAUGAAUACAUAAAUGUGAUCAAGCUAUCGCCCGCGGAAGAACUUGGCAUCACUUGGAAUACCCAUGGGCGAAUCUCGAAGAAAUUAGCGCAGGAGCAUAUCAUAGAUCUCCUUCAACUCAGCCCCGCUCCCGCUAUAGAGUCACCUUAUUCUACUUCCGUCGACACCCUCCGAGACACGACAAACCCAGACCUCAUUCUUCGGGACGAGCUUGCGGCCCGUUCGCUCCUGCUCGGUAUCCUACACCGAGUCUCUGGUGAUUUUGAUGUAUCCCGCCAAUUCUUAACAGAGGUGUCUGAAACAGGGAAAGAGCUAGAGAUGGCGUGGUUAAGGAACACGACACAUUUUGAAUUGGCGGUUCUGGUAAUGAGAGAGGCGGAAUCGAAAUCUAAAGGAUUAUCUUUGGAAGCUUCGAAGCCGAUUCUCCGCGAUGCAAUUGCAGCCGCGACACAAUCUCUGGAUCUGGCAGCUCGAGGCACAAGCGACGUGGAUCUUGGGUCAAGACUUGAAAGCAGAAUAACGAUGUUGCGCGACGAGCUGGAGCUCAGGCGGAAAGACCUUGCUCUUUGA
Cantharellus anzutake is the source of this 2001-nucleotide messenger RNA. Its product is annotated as outer membrane protein Iml2/Tetratricopeptide repeat protein 39. The transcript has 18 exons. Gene Ontology annotation, molecular function: protein binding. Bases 1 to 2001 code for a protein of 666 amino acids. The record is from RefSeq and is a predicted model, not a curated record. Gene Ontology annotation, cellular component: nucleus; cytosol; mitochondrial outer membrane. NCBI's taxonomy places the organism in Eukaryota, Fungi, Basidiomycota, Agaricomycetes, Cantharellales, Hydnaceae.